ACUCCCUUCAUCUUUGAUUUCAUUGUCAUCACUUCCAAAAUGGAGAUUUUGAGUAUAGGGUCCUUUCAACUUCUCUUUGCACUUAUGAUUCUACUGCAUAUGCAAACUUCCAUUGGAUUCAAUUCAACAACUGCUGAUAAUGAAGUUAGAUGCAUAAAGAGCGAAAGACAGGCGCUUCUCACAUUUAAGCAAGGUCUGGUUGACAAAUAUGGCUGGCUUUCUUCCUGGGGCAAUGAAGAAGAGAAAAAAGAGUGCUGCAAAUGGGAAGGAGUUCAAUGUAGCAACACAACUGGGCAUGUCACUGUGCUUAAUAUUCCAACGGAUCAUUCUGAGAUAACAGGUAACUUUGGUGCUUCCCUAUUUGAGUUGCAACAUUUAAUAUCUUUAGGCCUCAGCUCCAUAGAUUUCAACUUAAGCCACAUUCCUGAGUCUAUUGGUUUACUCAACAAAAUACAACAUCUUGAUCUCUAUUCUUGUAACUUGAGUGGACCUCUUCCAAGUCAGCUAGCAAACCUCACAAGUCUACAAUUUCUUGAUCUUGGCUCUAAUAACUUUAACAGUGUCGAAAAUCUUGAGUGGCUCACUAGUCUUUCUUACCUAAAAUACCUUGGUUUGAGUAGAAUUAACCAAGUUACCAAUUGCUUGCUACAAGUAAUGAAUAAGCUCCCUCAUCUAAUCGAAUUGCAUCUAGAUAGAUGUAAUCUUCAAGAUGUGGUUCCUCAGUGUGUCCCUAUGAUUAAUACUUCAACUUCCCUGGCUGUCCUUCAUCUAGAAAGCAACAAUUUGAGUGAUUCCACAUUCCAAUGGUUGUUUGAAUUCAACCAAAGCCUUGUUGAUCUCUCCUUGUCUAAUAAUCAGUUUCAAGGUUUGAUUCCUGAAAAUCUUGGUCACAUGACUUAUCUUGAAAGCCUAACUCUCUCUCACAGCCAAUUUGGAAAAGGGAUUCCAAAAUCCUUCGGGAACUUGUGCAAAUUAAGGUACCUAGGCAUAUAUGGUAACAAUCUUGACGGAAUGCUUCCUGAACUUAUUGGUAACUUAACUGGGUGUCUACAACUCUCCUUGGAAUCUUUGAAUUUGGGUGGAAAUAAAAUUAAAGGACCCUUGCCUGAUAUGAUAGAAAACUUCUCUUCAUUGCGAGAAUUGUAUCUUUACAACAAUCAACUAAGUGGCACUGUAUCCAAAAGUAUUGGACUCUUGUCAGAGCUUGAGCAGUUACAUAUUUCUUCCAAUUCUUUGAAUGGGACGAUCACUGAAUCACACUUCUCAACACUAUCUAAGUUACAGAGCUUGGACAUGUCUUUUAAUCCUCUAAGCUUCAACUUUAGUCGUGACUGGAUUCCUCCAUUCCAGUUGUAUUUUAUAGGACUUCGGUCUUGCAAGCUAGGCCCAAAGUUUCCCAACUGGUUGAAGACUCAAAAAGACUUUUCUUCUCUUGAUAUAUCUGGAAAUCAGAUUUCAGACAGCAUCCCAAAGUGGUUUUGGAACGUAUCUUCUACAGCAGAUGAACUAAAUCUUUCUUCCAAUCAGAUCUAUGGAAUUGUGCCAGACUUGUCUACAAAUUUUGCUAAUUCUUUGGGUCUCAGGAUAGAUUUGAGUAAAAAUAAGUUACAAGGAUCAUUACCAGUAUUCCCUGCUGAUGUCUCAUCCAUAAACCUAUCAAAAAAUAGGUUUUUUGGGUCAAUUUCUUAUCUUUGUACUGUAACCCGUAGGAAACUUCAGUUACUUGAUGUUUCUUACAAUCAACUAUCUGGAAAGCUUCCUGGUUGCAUGACAGGGUGGACAAAUUUAAGGAUUUUGAAUUUGGCUAAUAAUCAUUUAUUUGGGAAAAUUCCAAGCUCUAUUGGAUCUUUGUCUUACCUUGAAUCAUUAGGUCUGCAAAACAACAAUUUCUCUGGAGAAAUACCUUGGUCUUUGGGAAAUUGCAGUGCUUUGCAAUUUUUGGACUUGAGUUAUAAUAGAUUCUCCGGAAUAAUACCAGCUUGGGUUGGAGAAAGGCUAAGUUCACUAAUUUUCCUUCUUCUAAGAUCCAACAAUUUCAGUGGAGACAUCCCCUUGCAGCUAUGCCGGUUGACAAAUAUUAUGCUGCUAGACCUCUCCAACAACCAUCUAUCUGGAAGCAUACCAUGGUGCAUCCAGAAUCUGACUGCUUUAGCUCAAAAGAAGAGUUCAGACUAUAAUUUAUUUUUGAUUUAUGGCGCUAUAGCAAGCUAUGUUGACAAAGCAGCUAUCAUGUGGAAGGGGAUGGUGUAUGAUUAUGAAUAUCUCAAGGAUCUUAGAAUCAUUGAUCUUUCAAGCAAUAAAUUAACUGGAGAAAUUCCAGUCCAAAUAUCGAGUCUCUUCCAGCUGGUGCAAUUGAACUUAUCAAGAAAUCAGUUGACAGGAAAGAUGCCUCCAGAUAUUGGGCAGUUGAGACAGCUAGAAUCACUUGACUUGUCAUCUAACCAGCUUUCAGGUCAUGUUCCUGGGAGCAUGUCCCAAUUAAAUUUCCUCAGCACUUUGAAUCUGUCACACAACAACUUUUCAGGAAGAAUCCCAUUAUCAACCCAAAUGCAGUCAUUUAAUGCUUCUGCAUUUGUUGGUAAUGCUGCCCUCUGUGGGCUUCCUCUGACACCAACUUGCCCGGGAGAUGAAAAAGCAAAGAGCAAACCAACAGACAGUGGUGGCAAAGAUAAUCAAGAAGACAGAGCUGAAUUCUGGAAAUCAUUUAAAUUGAGUAUGGAACUUGGAGUGGCCAUCAGCUUUGUGGGAGUUCUAGCUGUAAAGUUAGAUCAUCCAUUGAAACAUCUCUGUUUCCUGUUGUUCAACAAUGUGAGGGUCCACCUCAGCACCUUAAAGGAUUGCCUUUAUGUACUUGUAGCAGUGUUUGGUUUGGUGGUGAGAGAGCAUGUAUCCAGACUGGCAAAAAAGUUGAAGUUGUUUGAGCCAUCAGUCUCUUCCUAGAGACUGGAAAAAAGGUUCCAGAUGUUUCAUGUUGCAUGGAUAUCUUCUCUUCUUUCCACAUCAGUAAGUCAAAGCUAAGCAGGGCAUUAUUUCUUCCUUUAUUUUUGAUUGUGUUUGGUUGAAAGGUCUGUUUAAAUUAAAUGAUUUGUGCUUUUCUUUUCUAUCACCUAUUUUGUAAUAAUUUGCUGGAAACUAAUACUGUAAUCAACAAGAUGCCAAUCCUUAUCCAUUGUAAUCAACAAGAUUUAUCAGA
Rubroshorea leprosula is the source of this 3193-nucleotide messenger RNA. The record is from the annotation of a GenBank genome assembly. NCBI's taxonomy places the organism in Eukaryota, Viridiplantae, Streptophyta, Magnoliopsida, Malvales, Dipterocarpaceae.